AUGCACCGCCACACCCUGCCCCUGCACCCGCACCCACACCCUGCCCCUGCACCCGCACCCACACCCUGCCCCUGCACCUGCACCCAGCCCCUGCACCCACAAACAGCCCCUGCACCCGCACCCACACCCUGCCCCUGCACCUGCACCCGCACCCACACCCUGCCCCUGCACCCGCACCCAGCCCCUGCACCCACACCCAGCGACAACAUCAACUGGGUCCAGUGUUGCAGACCAGGCUCCUGUAAUGGCGUCGCAGGCUGGGAUAAGGUGCAGGAUCUGGCUGAGUACCUGGUGUCCCUCCGUCAGGCACUCUAUCUGGACGAGCAGCAGGUCACAGAGGUCAUCCGUCUGUGGACUGCUCUUCCUGAUGGGGACAAGAGGAAGAUCCAUUAUCAGCCCAGACACCAGCCCAAGCUGACCCAUGGACGCUUCAAGCCGCCGAAAAAUACAGGAGUGACACCAGGUGUGGACAGUGUGAAGAGGUGCCUGAUCGGUCAUCCUGGGGGGCCGGCUCAGUGGCCCAGCACCAGUCGUUUAGUUGAGGCCAUGUGCAUCAAACUGUGUGCACUGCACAAGUCCCCAACUAAAAAGGAUGGAGUCCGUCUUCCUCGUUGGACUAAGGUGCUCAACGACUACCACCACAUCCGAGACCUGGUGCUGAACUGCCACACUCUGAUGGAGGCCACGUCACUUCAGCUGUCUGUGCUGAAUCAGAGGACUCUCACUCAGUGGUUUAAUCGAAGGGAGAACACCCAGGAAGUCACUGUCCUCUCCCAGGGCCUUGCUGCAGAGGACUGCCUCGCUGUGGCCAGCUCACAACUUCCUGCUCCGCGGGAAAGCCUGGAUGAGGCUCCCUCCACAUCAGGGGCCCGGCACGAAUUUGUCCUGCCUCCAAACCGAGCGGGACAGGCUCCUAAGCUGCGGCCUGGCAAACGACCUGCCAGUGCUACAGUUGUGCGGCCCAUCACCCCAGCAGCUCCUCUUCCUUUAGUUCCUGCGCCACUGCCCCAGUUUUUUGUUUUGAACCUUGUGCCCACGCUGAUUUCCAAAGGUGCAGGUGGCCCUUCAGCUGCUCGUCUCCUGGCUCCAACUCCUGUGUUUCCUGCCGCGCCCGAGGCUCCUGCUCCCACUGCCCCAGUGUCUGUGUCCCGCUUCACGCAGAGAAACAGACGACGCAGGGCAGAAGAGGAGGCCAGUGGAACUCACAAAAGACGAUAUGUCCGUGAAGUGGCAUUUAACAAAUGCUCCAAGUGUGGCCAGCCCAAAACGAAGGAGUUCGGCCACAGCCGGUUUGGCAGUGCCACCUUUUGCCCCAGUGUCUCUGGUGGCAAAUCAAGAGAGGAGUGGCUGGUAGAACAACGCCAGCAGAAAACACAUGGACAGCCACCUCCAUAA
Messenger RNA from Knipowitschia caucasica, 1395 nucleotides. Lineage: Eukaryota; Metazoa; Chordata; Actinopteri; Gobiiformes; Gobiidae. The record is from the annotation of a GenBank genome assembly.